AUGAAAAGGAAAGCUGCUCGUGAAUGUCAAAAGCUUGAAGAGAACAGAGGCAAAUGGAUGAACAUUCAAGCUAAAGAGGAUAAGAAGAGAAAGAAAGAGAACGACAUGAUAAGGAAUGCGCUUAGGAGGAAGCCUAAGCAGCAUGAAGAAAAUACUUUAGAUCCUAAAGCCUUUGUUGCUCAAAUUUUUGAAGAUUCUACUGCUGAAGAUGAAAUAACGUAUGCUUAUUACGAAUCUCAGCAAUUCAGUCCUAAAAAGGAAGAAGAAGAACAAGUUUCAACAGAAAAGGCUUCAGAAAAAGCACCAGUUUUUGAUCACUCAUCAGAUGAAGAGAGUGAUGAUGAAAGUGAAGAAAUUCGAAAACUUGAAUAUUAUAAAAGAGAAUUUUCAUCUGAUAGGAUUUAUCCUACAGUAGAAGGCAUGGAAGCAUUUGAAGAGAAGAAACCUGAAGUAAAGAAUACUGAAAGAGUAAAAAAGGCAACCAAUUUAAAGUGGGAGUCUGAACCUUUAGAUGGAUUGCCAGAUAAUAUUGACAUCACAUUCACUGCAUCUGACACUGAUCAACAAUCUGAGUUGAUUAAGAAAGUGGUGGAUCAUGUGUUGGAUAAAGAUAAAACAGAGGAGUCAGAGUCAGAGUCAAAGUUAAAGUCUGACACUUCAAGUCCAACAGUCGAAAAAGGAAAAAGGGUCAAAGGGGUAAAGGAAUUCUAUGAAAAGAAUAAGAAAGGAAAGAAAACGAGUGAUGAUGACUCGGAAUCACCCAAGGACCGUCAGGCUUGGGUGAAUCUCUUUAACUAA
Messenger RNA from Helianthus annuus (common sunflower), 798 nucleotides. RefSeq lists its product as uncharacterized. The record is from RefSeq and is a predicted model, not a curated record. The transcript is spliced from 5 exons. Bases 1 to 798 code for a protein of 265 amino acids. NCBI's taxonomy places the organism in Eukaryota, Viridiplantae, Streptophyta, Magnoliopsida, Asterales, Asteraceae.